CCAUCUCCUUCGUAUCCUUGCCACUCCACCCGUCCUUUCACCCCUUCAUGGAAAUUUCUCUCUCGGCGGCUUCUGCUCGGCAGCCACUCGGUUUUGUGGGGAAACGCGAGACGAGGACGAAAAGGAGCUUCGUGCCCUGAUACAGCAACAGGAUUAAAUAUAUAUGGCCAGCCGACGAGCGCAGUGUUAUCAUUCGAAGAAAAGAGUUGGUCGCAAGUGAACACAGUGUACUUAACCAGGCAGUUCGAUAAGAGUCUUAAGCCUAUCAGGAUAAAGGAUUGCACCCACCUCACACAUCGGUGAAUAGCUGAGUUGAGCGCGGAAGUGACUGCAAUAAGUAAGGGAAUCACUGGCCCACGGAAUCACCCAUCCACGGAUGUGUCUGUACUUGGGAGUGGUGGAGCACCUGCUGGAUGUGGUGGCCUACUGCAUGUGCCGUGUCCUGGAGCUGUCCCUGUUCGCCUGCAUGAUGGUCUGCGGCUCCAUGAGGGCCAAGCUGACCCACGGACCCACCAACGAGCUGGAGCAAUGACCAGGACACCAUGAGUGCUGCUAAAAGGAUGCGCGCGCGUGUGUGUGUGUGGGUGUGUUUUGGC
Messenger RNA from Drosophila teissieri, 596 nucleotides. RefSeq lists its product as uncharacterized. The transcript has a single exon. Bases 377 to 532 code for a protein of 51 amino acids. The record is from RefSeq and is a predicted model, not a curated record. NCBI's taxonomy places the organism in Eukaryota, Metazoa, Arthropoda, Insecta, Diptera, Drosophilidae.